This is a messenger RNA of Monomorium pharaonis (pharaoh ant), 1379 nucleotides long. Its product is annotated as nuclear protein 1. The coding region runs from base 151 to 360 and encodes 69 amino acids. Lineage: Eukaryota; Metazoa; Arthropoda; Insecta; Hymenoptera; Formicidae. The record is from RefSeq and is a predicted model, not a curated record. The transcript is spliced from 2 exons. Gene Ontology annotation, cellular component: nucleus. Gene Ontology annotation, biological process: negative regulation of cell cycle; regulation of transcription by RNA polymerase II; negative regulation of cell population proliferation.
AAACCGAGUCGGCAAACUCCGCGCGACCAGUGCGUCGAAUCGAUCUUCUCAGUCGAGCCGUUCUACGAGCUACUGUUAUUCCUUGUAAUCUUCGUCGCGCCGCGACAUCCUUUUCGCAAGUGUCCCCGAGAACUCGAAAUCUCGUGAACUAUGUCCGAGGCGCACGUCGACGAGUACGAGCACUUCAACUACGACUUCGACAAGCAUAUCUUCACCGCUCACGGCGGCAAGCAGAGAAGCAAACGCGAAGCUGUCGCGCACACGAAUCACUUCGACCCGAGCGGCCAUUCCAGAAAGAUUCUCACCAAGCUGAUGAACACCGAGCACAACAAACGGCAGACGAGCAAGGGCAAGGUGUAGAGGUUAGACCUCGCUCCAACUCGAUUCUACUCAUCAUAAACGUUCCUAUUUUCGCUGCCGGUGUCAAAUUGGAUCUCAUCUUACAGGACUUACCUCCCCCCUAAGGCGUCUGAAAUAAAAAAAUAUAUAUAUUCUUUUUUUUACUGUCUAAAAUGUAUUUAGUAUCAUAGAUUCUCAUCUAACAUAAGAUCAGCACGAUAGUUCGUGUCUCAUUAUUAUCAUUUAUGUCAAAAGCACGCGAACAAUCACGUUAUGUAUAAAAGUACAAAAUAACGUAUGUCGCACUUCGGUUACUUAUGCGUGAAUCUGGAAUUCACAUGACAUUGUUUUCUUUUUUUUCCUUUUUUCUUUAUAUAGGAUAAUGUGUGGUGAUACUACAUUAAUUUUUGCGUGUGUUGUUAAGCAAAUUUGUUGAUAAGCAAUGUUCGAAAAAUUCAUGAUUUAUAUAAUAAACGAUAGGUGAAUCAAUUAAUUGAAGUCUUCUAAUAUUUAUGUUUUCGUAUACAUCGCAACAAAGAGCAGUUGUUGAAAGGAGUAACGAUUGAAUGAUAAACUUCGCUAUCAGUUCCUUAUCAUAACGAGCGAUACUUUACCGUGGCAUAUUGUGAAAAACAUAUUUAUAAAGAAGGCUGAACUGAUCAAUUCGAAUUAAUUUGAGAAUACGAUGUUGAUGUUCGAUCAAUACAGAUCGCCUGCAUGUUGUAAUCAAUGAUACUGUUAAUUUAGAAUAGCGUAAUAUAUUUCUUAAGUUUUUUGCGCGAGAAAAUACAUUGGCCUUGUCUACAAUAAAGAUUUAAGCUUUAAGCCGUAAGAAAUUGACCAAUCGUAACUAAGUAUUGUUAUAAAAAACUACUGUGAUUGGUCGGUUUCUUAUGGCUUAAAGCUUAAAUUCUUUAUUGUAGAUUAGGGGAUUAUCUUGUAUUGACAUGAACAUCAUGUAUGAUUAUACAUAUUGAAAGAAGAAAUGUGAAAUAAAGAUUUCUAAUUAACGAAAGAAUAUACUUUUUUGCUUAUAAAAA